Messenger RNA from Teleopsis dalmanni, 1037 nucleotides. RefSeq names its product fat body protein 2-like. Lineage: Eukaryota; Metazoa; Arthropoda; Insecta; Diptera; Diopsidae. Gene Ontology annotation, cellular component: cytoplasm. The record is from RefSeq and is a predicted model, not a curated record. Gene Ontology annotation, molecular function: alcohol dehydrogenase (NAD+) activity. The coding region runs from base 125 to 916 and encodes 263 amino acids. The transcript is spliced from 4 exons.
AACAUUGACCAGCAAAGUGGAUUUCUAUCAAGGUAUACGAAGUUUUUUCUCCUACAAAACUGAACAGGGCGGUACCAGCAGCAAUCGAAGAAGAAGCAGUUCAAUAAAAGAUAUUAAACUCAAAAUGGCUUUCCGUGGUAAGAAUAUCGUCAUCACAGGCGGAGCAAGUGGUAUUGGAUUGCAAGUAUGCAAACAAAUGCUUGCUAGUGAAGUGGCGAAAAUAGCUAUAAUUGAUUUACAGGAUAAUAUGGAAGAGGUUGUUAAGAUGCGAUCUUCAUAUCCAGCUCAAAGUGUAGUGCUUAUUAAAAUGGAUGUAUCCAAUAAAAAAGGUAUGGAUGCUACAUAUGCCGAAAUAAUAAAAUCUUUGGGAAGCUUGGAUAUUGUCGUGAAUGUUGCAGGCAUCUUCAACGAUAAAGAUGUACAAAAAACACUGAUGACUAAUUUGGGCGGCAUGAUUAAUUCUACGCUCGCAGCCAUGAAAUACAUGAGCAAAGAAAAUGGUGGCAAUGGUGGAAUUAUAAUGAAUAUGUCUUCAGUUGUGGGAUUAGAUCCUAUGUUUUUGAUUCCUGUGUAUGCAUCUACCAAAGCAGGCAUCAUACAUUUCACACGUUGCUUUGGCAACGAUAUGUAUCUUCAACGUACUGGCAUCAAAUUUAUUACUGUUUGUCCAGGUGCCACUAUUACUGAUAUGUUCACGAAUUUUACUGAGAAGAUUCUUUAUUCUGAUAUGGGAGAUGAAUCGUAUCGUGUUUUGGAUCGUUUGAACAAGCAAAGCGUCACGGAUGUGGGACGUUGCAUGUUAUCUGCAUUGGAAAAGGAAGAAAAUGGUGCUGUUUAUAUUAUCGAAGGUAAACGUCUGUUUCCAAUGGAAAUGACUAGUUACUGGCGCGGCAUCGAAAAAGAAUUAAAUGAAUAAAAUUAUUUAUUAUUCAAAUUAUUUAUGAUUUACAAGUUACAUAUAAAAUUCGGUUAAAAAGGGAUGCUCGACAAUGCUCUAUUACUUUUUUAUGUUAAUAAAUAUAUUUUUAGGAGACAAA